AUGAAAGAUCCUGCCGAUCACGCAGAUUCCCGAGUUCUCCCCUCACGAGAUAUCACUGACGAAACGAUUGAUGAUGCCUAUGUAGCAUUUAUAUUGUACUGCAAUCCUAAUGUUCCAUCCACGGUUGACACAUCAGAUCUGCGAAAGACCUUCCGGUGUCUCCCGCGGAGCGAUGGAAAAAGCUUCAACAUCUUUACCCUAUUCGGGCUCAUUCGAAAGCGGCUACAGAAUGAGGAGUUGAAGACAUGGAUUCAACUAGCAAUUGAAUUGGGUGUCGAACCCCCCUGCCUUGAAAAGAAGCAAAGUACCCAGAAGGUGCAACAGUAUACUGUUCGACUCAAACGCUGGAUGCGUGCUAUGCAUAUUGAUGCUUUCUUUGAAUAUUGUAUGGGCUUGCCCCAUUCCUACUAUACACAGCUCCCGCCAUCUGGUCCUUUCGUCAGCGAAUCCCGCGAUGGUGUGUUAUUAGAAGAGGAUCUUGCUCUCAGGGCACUGGUGCCACAAUGGAAGCCAAAGCGGGGAAGGAAAAGGGUUGAGGAUAGGUACAGUGAGGAGGAAAGGUCAAUCAAGCGACCCCAGUUGGAUACAUCUGUGGGCGCCCUACAGCAGGGUGGCUUUCAGCCCCACUCCGUGACAUUCCCACAGAGUGCGAUUCCAUUCAGUGCAUUUCCUGAUGAUAUUGAACCCAAUGACCCCUGGGUAGCGGCGACCUCCUCGUUUCCAAAUGGCUCAGGACCGAAUCCGCAAAGUCAAGAUAUACGCUGGAGACAUCCUGAACGGGAUGCUUCUCCUGCUAAUUAUCCACAGUCUGCUAUCAUUCCCCGCAGUCAUCUACCAUCAGAUGUACUCGUGUCUGCAGAACCACGCUCGGCAGUUACUCCAUCAACUGGCGAAAAGACCCGUUCUAGGAGACGACAUGGCCCUGCGGUCUCAUCUGCUUGGCCGAACAGCAACGGCUUGUCAGCUGGGAAAGGCCGAGGAAGACCACCAAAUAAAGGGUCAUCAUCGGGUUCCUUUUCUACCUUCCAGGUCAAUCCCAGUCGAGAAUCAUCGCAUGCACCCAAUCCUAAUACUCAGGUUCAUUCACUUGCCCUUGACAGAAAUCUGCCCCAAAUCUUUCAAACUCCAUCUCACGAUCAACCUCCAACAUCUGUCUCUCAGGGAAGGCCCAACAAACUUCAAUUGCAAGUUCCCCAACAUUCAGGGGCGCCGGUUCGACUUGCCACCCCACCAAGACUAGUAGUUAACGGCGUGAAUGGUGCUGUCAUUCCUGGGUCUGAAGGGUCCAAUAGUUCCCAUCAAUAUUCCACGACAGAUACCCCAACAAAUGGUAUCACUACCCAAACACCUUCCUCCAAUGGGCAAAGCAAUACAACCACUAGCCCGAAUCCCUCUAUCGAAGACAUUGUUCAUGCACUUUCUGCAGAGCUACUUCGUGCUAGGCUGACAGGGCGGACAGCAACCCUCGCACCCAACGAGGCGGGUGCCCUAGCCUCAGCGAUGGUGGCCAAUUUGUCUUCAUUAUAUUCACAGUUCCAACUGGGUACUCAUUCGCUGCUGCUGGCUUUUCAUCUUGGUGUCGGUCAUCAUUUUGGACUCGCAGGCAAUAAUCCAGGGCCAUUAGUCGUCACGGUUGAACAUGCCAUGCCAAGCAGCGAUGGAAAUAGGGGUGUCCCUGCCUCUAAAGAAUCAUUCAAUGGGGCUCAGUAUACCAUCUCCCAUGAGCACAAAACCUCAAGCCAGUUUUCGAUGCAAAUCACGCUCGCAAACUUCAAUCCUCGUAUAGGAAGGGCGAGUGUGUCUGAUCAGCCGAGCGUGGUUAUGGGUCCGAGUCAUGACGAUAUUGAAAACAAUAAGAUGGCGGACCUAGAUUCCGAAGAUGACGAUCCCAGCCAGUCUGUCUCCGAGGCAACAUGGAAGCAGCGUUACACGAGACUCCGUGCUCAGAUGCAGAAAAAGGACCAGGCUUUGUCACAAUACAAGCGAAAGAUUGUGGAAUCUGUCAUGGCGGACAUAUAA
Penicillium griseofulvum is the source of this 2019-nucleotide messenger RNA. It is a transcript of the gene abp2, whose product is annotated as putative ARS binding protein Abp2. Gene Ontology annotation, molecular function: DNA replication origin binding. NCBI's taxonomy places the organism in Eukaryota, Fungi, Ascomycota, Eurotiomycetes, Eurotiales, Aspergillaceae. The coding region runs from base 1 to 2019 and encodes 672 amino acids. The record is from RefSeq and is a predicted model, not a curated record. The transcript is spliced from 2 exons.